Molecule: messenger RNA, 691 nt
Organism: Sitophilus oryzae (rice weevil)
Lineage: Eukaryota; Metazoa; Arthropoda; Insecta; Coleoptera; Curculionidae
Gene: rtv
Exons: 4
Coding region: 199-639 (146 amino acids)
Biological process (GO): regulation of synaptic transmission, cholinergic; positive regulation of voltage-gated potassium channel activity; sleep
Source: RefSeq, a predicted model, not a curated record
CGGGAUAUUUGAAACAUAUUUUCUUUUAGAUUUCAUUAUCAAUAUGUACUUAAAGAGGUAAAAUAUAUUGAGGAUUACGCGCUAAAAAAAUAAUGAAUCACGAUACUCUUCACAAGGUAACCAAAUGCUAGAGAAGUGAAAGUGGCAAAGAAGUAAAUAUGUCUCCUUGAAGAAUGUCGACGAAUAGUUUCUUUAAAAAUGUUUAUUAAAAUACGUUUUCUUUCUAUUUUAGUGAUAUAUUUAUUUCAAAUUAAUCUGACAACUGCACUCCAAAGAUGUUUUACGUGCAGAUCUAGGGGAGAGUUGGGUAGUUGUAAAGACCCAUUUACUGUUAACGUGACUUUAGUCGAAAGCAAACAAGAAAUAGGGGUUGAAACAGCUCCUUGUCCAUCAGGAUGGUGUGGAAAAAUUGUUGAAACUGAAAACGCACUAAAAGAAGAAUAUGGUGUGGCAACCCAAAGAAUUUGUCUACAAAGAGGACCUUCAGACAGCGAAGAUAGGUGCGCCUAUACGAAAUGGAAUUACAGAAAGGUUUUAAUGUGUUUUUGCAAAGGCGAUUUAUGCAAUAAUUCCCAUCAUGUCACCGUUAAUUAUUCACUUAUUUGUGCAAUACUAAUAGCGACAAUAUUUAUAUUUUAGACUGAAUUUUUAAAGAUUUAUGAACCUAAAUAUAUGUAUAUCUACCUAAUAA